UCGACAUUUCAGAGGCUGAACGCUUUGCUGCUGGCUCUUCAGCAGGAUGAAGCUGAAGCUCCUCUUCCUCCUCAGCUGCUUCUACCCAGUUUUUCAGUUUUUACCCGACGAAGAUCUGACAGCAGGCGGGAAUGAAACGGAGAAGCAGCAGAACUUCAGCAGUGACCCCUACGUUCACCACCUCGCUGCAUGGACUCUCCGAGUGUCUGGGAACAGGAGCAGUGACCUGGUUCCGCUGCCAUCAGAGUUGGUGGAUGUGUUGGCUGAACACAUCUGUGAAGAUCUUACCUGUGGAGGUGUUUAUCACGUGACCAAAAGCAGCUCACCCUCCGGCACCAGCGGCUUUCACGGCUGUCAGUACCAAAACCAACAUUUGCAGAACUGCUCAGAGACGGUGGGGACCAACUGCUCCGUGCUCUCUGAGGUGGUCUGUGCUCAGCAGCCUGUGCGUCUGUCUGGAGGUUGGGACCGCUGCUCUAGGCGAGUGGAGGUCUGGAGGGAUGGGACUUGGGGGACGGUGUGUGAUGACCUUUGGGACCUGAGGGAUGCUGAGGUGGUUUGUGCCCAGCUCAGCUGUGGCUACACCCUCAGCGUGACGGGUCAGAAUGGCCAGUUUCCCCCCGGCAGCGGACCUGUUUACCUGGAUGAGCUGAACUGUACCGGCUCAGAGGACAACCUGUGGGCCUGUCCGUCCACACCUGACCAGUCAGACUGUGGACACAAAGAGGAUGCUGGUGUGGUGUGUUCAGAGAUGAGGGCCAUCAGACUGACUGGGGGUCUGGACCGAUGUUCUGGUACAGUGGAGGUCCAUCGUAACGGCAGCUGGGGGACAUUCUGUGAUAACUGCUGGAAUGUAAAGAUGGCGUCCAUGGUGUGCUCCAUGCUGGAGUGUGGCGUAGAGCCUCUGAACUUCACAGCAUUUAAUCCUCCUCUGGCUGCGGACCGCGGCGCUGCGUCGUACUACUAUCACUGUACCUCCUAUAACCUGAGUCUGUGGGAGUGCGAGGAGAUGAUCAAUCAUGCGUUUCUGUGCGACUUGUCCAAACCCUCCGGACUCAUCUGCAAUGGUUCCCUCGGGUUGGCUCGAGCCACCACAGCUAGUCCAACCCUGGUCACUAACUGGACAACUGCUGUAACGAUCUUAUCAACUGCUGCCGGUGCUGCUUCACCAAAACCAUCUCCAGAACUUCUAAGCACCAUCGCUUUGGCUCUUCUUCUCCUUGUGGUCCUGGUCAUAAACACAGUGCUCUGCUGCCUCUACAGGAAGCGACAUGGUGAGAGCAGGAGUGUGUCUCAUUUUUCCAUCCAUUAUCAUCCGGUUAUCCGGAGUCGGGUCACGGGGGCAGCAGCCUAA
This is a messenger RNA of Nothobranchius furzeri (turquoise killifish), 1354 nucleotides long. Its product is annotated as T-cell differentiation antigen CD6. Gene Ontology annotation, biological process: zymogen activation. Gene Ontology annotation, molecular function: serine-type endopeptidase activity. The record is from RefSeq and is a predicted model, not a curated record. NCBI's taxonomy places the organism in Eukaryota, Metazoa, Chordata, Actinopteri, Cyprinodontiformes, Nothobranchiidae. Gene Ontology annotation, cellular component: plasma membrane.